ACGACAAGACCCCAAUGGCUAAUGAAGCUAACCCCUGCCCAUGUGACAUUGGUCACAAAAUGGAGUAUGGUGGCAUGGGCCAGGAAGUUCAGGUUGAGCACAUCAAGGCAUAUAUCACCCGAUCCCCUGUGGAUGAAGGCAAAGCUGUGAUUGUCAUCCAGGAUAUAUUUGGUUGGCAGCUGCCCAAUACCAGGUAUAUGGCUGACAUGAUUGCUGGAAAUGGAUACACAACUAUUGUCCCAGACUUCUUUGUGGGACGAGAGCCGUGGGACCCAGCUGCAGACCGGUCCACCUUCCCUGAGUGGAUAAAAUCAAGAAACCCCAGAGAAAUCAAUCGAGAGGUCGAGGCUGUCCUGAGGUAUCUGAAACAACAGUGCCAUGCCCAGAAGAUUGGCAUUGUAGGCUUCUGCUGGGGGGGCGCUGCUGUUCACCACGUGAUGCUGACGUACCCAGAAGUCAGAGCAGGGGUGUCUGUUUAUGGCAUCAUAAGAGACACUGAAGAAAUUUACAAUCUGAAGAACCCAACAUUGUUCAUUUUUGCAGAAAAUGAUACUGUGAUCCCCCUUGAACAGGUCUCUGUGCUGACCCAGAAACUGAAAAAACACUGCAUAGUUAAUUACCAAGUUAAAACAUUUUCUGGGCAAACUCAUGGCUUUGUGCAUCGUAAGAGAGAAGACUGUUCCCCUGAAGACAAGCCCUACAUUGAGGAGGCGAGGAGGAACCUCAUUGAGUGGCUGAACAGGUUCCUCUAGCAGCACUCACACACAGGACAGCUGGCAAUCAAGUCUGCCUAGAAAUAACUGACCACCUGAUUCCUUAUUUAUGUAAGUUACGGGAAUCUUAGAAUUCUGAAACAAAUACAACAUAAACUAAGCUAAAAAAAAUGCAAUAGAAAAUUUUAAUAAAUGCUAGAUAUAUGGAGAAUUCAAAUGACAGUGUAAUUGUAAUUAUUAGGGGAAUCUGGGGCCAUCAGGGACCAGCUGGGUGCUCAGACACGGCCUUACAUUGUCAACUGAACACUGGUAAAACAAUUCAUGUGUAAAGCCAGAAGGUCACAAGUUGUUAACUAGGUAGGUUAACCCUGCCUAGGUGUUAUAUGGGCUCAAUGCCACCCAUAUGCACUCACUGUGACCAGUCCCAGAAUUCAGUUCCACAGACCCAAUUACUCAACCUAAUAAACUGAUUUUUUAAAAAUUUA
Molecule: messenger RNA, 1198 nt
Organism: Phodopus roborovskii (desert hamster)
Lineage: Eukaryota; Metazoa; Chordata; Mammalia; Rodentia; Cricetidae
Gene: Cmbl
Product: carboxymethylenebutenolidase homolog
Exons: 5
Coding region: 15-752 (245 amino acids)
Molecular function (GO): hydrolase activity
Source: RefSeq, a predicted model, not a curated record